Messenger RNA from Solanum lycopersicum (tomato), 1064 nucleotides. RefSeq lists its product as uncharacterized. The record is from RefSeq and is marked validated. NCBI's taxonomy places the organism in Eukaryota, Viridiplantae, Streptophyta, Magnoliopsida, Solanales, Solanaceae. Gene Ontology annotation, biological process: peroxisome fission. Gene Ontology annotation, cellular component: peroxisomal membrane.
AAUCACUCUACAUUUGUAUUUUAUAUUUCACAUACAAUACUUUGCUCCUUCUUCAUUUGUUUUUUCAUAUAUUUUCUUGCUUAUAUGCCUUUUCCAAGAGCUCUGCAAAAUUGACCAACUCUCCUUACAAGUGUUCUCCUCAUCUGUAUCUAAAAUGAGCACCUUAGAUGUCGCACGCGCUGAGCUUGCACUUGCAGUGUUGUAUUUGAACAAAGCAGAAGCAAGAGACAAGAUAUGCAGGGCUAUACAAUAUGGUGCAAAAUUCCUGAGUGAUGGACAGCCCGGGACUGCGCAAAAUGUUGAUAAAUCCACUAGUUUAGCAAGGAAAUUGUUCCGUCUUUUCAAGUUUAUCAAUGAUCUUCAUGCUCUUAUUAGCCCAAAUGCUCCAGGAACCCCACUUCCACUCAUCUUGUUGGGAAAGUCUAAAAAUGCAUUACUAUCAACUUAUUUGUUUCUGGAUCAAUUUGUCUGGCUUGGAAGGUCAGGCAUUUACAAGAACAAAGAACAAACGGAGUUGAUUGGCAGAAUCUCUUUCUUUAGUUGGAUGGGAUCCUCAAUUUGUACCGCCUUGGUGGAGAUUGGAGAACUUGGAAGGCUUUCAUCAUCAAUGAAAAAGUUAGAAAAGGAACUAAAGAAUACUGAUAAAUAUAUGAAUGAGCAAUAUCGAAGUAAGCUUCAAAAGUCGAAUGAGAGAUCCCUAGCCCUGAUUAAGGCAGGCACAGAUAUAGUGGUUGCUGUUGGAUUACUUCAAUUGGCACCCAAGAAAGUCACCCCUCGUGUAACGGGAGCCUUUGGCUUCGUUAGCUCGCUGAUUUCAUGUUAUCAGUUGCUUCCGUCAUCGCCAAAGGACAAAGCGUCCUGAUAAAGGUCUGAUGCUGCUCAAGAACAUUUCCCAAUUCCCAGAUCACCAGAAUAAGUUGUUAUAAGUUAUUUUAGCAGUUUGUGCAACAAAUUGUGGUGGAAUUACACCUUGUUGUUUACUAUAUGUUAAAAUUAUGUGUUUUUAAGUCUUGUAGAUCUUGUUAUCAACGUUAAAUAAUAAAAGAUUCUAUAUUAUAUAUAAA